Knipowitschia caucasica is the source of this 315-nucleotide messenger RNA. Lineage: Eukaryota; Metazoa; Chordata; Actinopteri; Gobiiformes; Gobiidae. The record is from the annotation of a GenBank genome assembly.
AUGACGAAGCACCCGGCGAAGCGGCUGGGCUGCAGUCCGGAGGGAGAGCGCGACAUCCGGGAGCACAGCUUCUUCCGCUACAUGGACUGGGAGAAACUGGAGAACAAGGAAGUGCAGCCGCCGUUCAAGCCGCGAGCCUGUGGACGCGAGGCGGAAAACUUUGACCGCUUUUUUACCCGCCACCCGCCCGUGCUGACCCCGCCCGACGAGGAGGUCAUACAGAACCUGGACCAGGACGAGUUUCAGGGCUUCUCCUUUAUCAACCCAGAGUUCCCCGGAGCCACCCCCCCCACCGGCGACGCAGAGCAGGCCUGA